UAAAUAUUGGUUUCAUUUUGUCUAUAGUGAGUAAAACGCGAUCAGAAAAAUUGUGUUUCCGGUCGACGGUGAGGUUCCUCUAGCUACCGUCGAUCUGGAUUGUAUUUUUUUAUUAUCUAGUUUGCAUACGUUUGUUUUGGGUUCUGAUUAUCUUUGAUCGGCGUCCUAGAUACUGACUUUUUCGGUUUCGGAGGCACCUAACCUACGGUGGUGAUCGUCCGAUUUAUCUCUGGGAAGAGAAGGUUUUUAGUUUCUGCUUCUGCUUUGCCGGCUUAUGAUUCCGGGAGGCGGUGGCUUCUUCAGCACCGCUAUCGCUGGCUUUGGGUUUAUCCUGAUCUUUGCCAAUCUAUGAAUAUGUGUUUCAUCCGCUACUUGGCUUCUCGAUCUGAGAUCUGUGCUGCAUGCUGGUAUGUCGGUGAUGGAGGAUUGAUUGUAGGCGUUUAAUCUAUGGUAACUUCGUAGAUCGGGGUGGGUAUGAUUGCUCGUUGUUGAGCUUUAGGUUGAAGUUUCAUUGGUUGGGUAUGGGUUUAAAGUCAUCAGUGGUGUUUCCGGUAGUUCUGGAUGAGAUCUCGGGAUAGUUUUGAUGACGUUCUCCUUUGGAAAGAGUCCAGGCAGAAAGACGGGUGAGGUGGUCUCAAACUCCGGUUUGUUCCGGUGAAACUAAUGGUUGUUUUGUCUUCUACGGUGAUGUCUUGGUGUUUGGGUCAUGAUGUAGUGACCGGGUGACACAUAUCUCUGUGAGGCGGAGGUCUCAACAUGUGGGUGUCCAUGCGUUAUUGCAGGAUGCGUGGCGAUAUGUGAAACGGUUCGGUUUAGUAGUUUGGACUCAAAACCCAUUUGUUUUUCUUUAGUUUUGCCCUUUUUAAUUUUAGGUUUUCUGGCUAAUGUAUGUGGACUCUCCUUUUGGACUUAGUUCCUUUGAUAAAAACUAGUAAAUGGAAAAAAAAAGUUUAUAAGUUAUAUAUAUAUUUUUUGAUAAAAUUUAGUUUUAACUUUAGUUUUAAAUAAUAUUAAAGGACCAAUUAUUGUUUGUAAAGCGAAAAACAUUGAAAAGGAAAAUAUAACCAUUUUAAAAAGGAAUGAAGCCGACAUACUGUAUUAUUGGCACGACUUAUCAAACAUAAAUAUCACUAUUAAAAUAUAAGCAGUCGUAGUCGUUCGUGAAUUUGUUUUCGGAUGUGUGCAUCAAUACUAUUAAAACAGGAACUUGUCCUAUUGAUAAUAGUUGAGUCCAACUAUUUAUUCUAUUUAUUUAAAGAACUACUUAUUAUUAUUUUAUAUAACUGUAUCUAAUUAAUUAUUUUAUAAUUGUAUUAGAUUCUAUCCUGCCAUUUGAAAGGGCGGGUAUAUUUUUUGUUUUAAUUUUUUUUAGAAAUUUAAUUUUUAUGUUUUUUUAAUCAUAUAUGUGUAUACCAUUUUUAAAAAAAAUUAUUAGUAAGAAAUUUUGAUAAUUAUAUUGAAUUUGUAAUAUUUCAUCGUUGGCGUUUUACAAUGAUCAUAAAACACUAUAAAUUGUUUAAAAUACGGUUGCGGAUGGUUGUAGAUAAAUAAAUGUAAAAAUAUUUUUAAAAUUUUAAAAUUUAAAUUUUAUAAAUAAAAAUAUCAUAAAAUAUCUUAGAAUAUUAUGAAUUUUAUGAUUUUUUUUAUUUAUAGUCACUAACAGUAUUAUAAUUUAUAUUACAAAAAAAUAAAACCAAGAAUAUCCACUAUAAUUUGAAGUAUUAAUAUUUCUGUUGCUGAAGAUAUGUAAUUUAAAUAGUGUAAUCCAGUUUCUUAAGGUUAUUAGAUAUAUCAUAGUUUUCAUGUUUCCUAACGAUAUAAAAAAUACAAAGCCUAUAUUAAAGUUCAUAACCCAAUUUGGUUUAAACAAUUUAGGGGUUAGCUGUAUAAAUAUUAGGAAGAUAUGCUUUUUUGAAAAUAAUAAUAAUAUGAUGAUAUAGCAUUACAUACUAUAGAGGGUUGUAGACUUGUAAGAAAUGUAUGUUACGGAACUAAUGGCACUCGACAGUUUUACUUAUUAGCUAUUGUUAGUGGGUUCCUACUAUUAAGGAAUUAAAGUAGUGGUUACAAAAUAUAUAUUUAGAUACAGUUAAAAAUUAUUAUGGUUUAUUUUUGUAAGUAUAUAUUAUAGGCUUACUUUUUUGGACUAAACCUAUAUCAAUAGGUCAUGUUCCUAAUAUUCGUAACUCAAGUAUAUAUAGAGUAUACACAUAUAAUACAUUAUAUAUAAUUAUAUUAUUUUAUAAUAUAUAUAGUAUAUAUUCAGUGUAAAUAUAUGUGUAUUUGGUGAUAUUUUCAUGCUCAUAUACGGAGAUAAUAUUUACAAAUAUAUAACUUAUAAAAAUUGAUUAAUGUUAAUUUUGUCAACUUUAGUUGAUUAAUAUUUUAUUUUAUGUUUAUAAGUUUUAAAUGUAAUUUGUAUAUAUGAAAAGCAAAUAUAUGUAUAACUCAGCGACUGAAGAAGAAGAUAAGUCUGGACCAGAGACUUGCUUGUAUGUCAAGGUGAGCAUGGAAGGUGCUCCUUACUUGAGGAAAAUCGAUCUCAAGACUUAUAAGAGCUACGUUGAACUCUCUUCUGCUCUUGAGAAGAUGUUCAGUUGCUUCACUCUUGGUCAGUUUGGGUCUCAUGGAGGGUGUGGCAGAGAUGGGUUAAACGAGAGUCGCGUGACCGAUCUCUUGCGUGGUUCUGAGUAUGUUGUUGCCUAUGAAGAUAAAGACAGUGACUGGAUGCUGGUCGGUGAUGUCCCUUGGGAGAUGUUUAUAUGUUCGGAUGUUCCUGCCAGAGGUUGAGAAUCAUGAAGAGCUCUGAGGCCAUUUGGCUUAGCUCCGAGGGUAAUGGAGAAAUGCAGAAGCAGGAACUAGUAAGAAUUAUUCAUAUAAUGUAAUAGCCAUUUUGUUUUGAAGUAUUCUUGUGUGUUUGAUCUUUUCUUAAAACAGCGCCUCUACUAAGUCCUAAUAAGGCCUCUUCCUCUUUCUUCUGUCUCUAUUCAACAAAAUAGGUUUGUGUUUGUGCAUGUGUGUUUUUGCUAAGGAAAGACUUCAUUACUCAUAUGUAUAUAAUAAGUUGGUAUUGUGUAACCAAAUGAUUGUAUCUCAAUGAAACAACAGUGCAACAUCAUCAGUAACUCCUCACUAGAGAAAUGAUUCUUUUAGUUCACAGAGUUUAUGUUUAGUUCAAACCACUUAACAGGCGUUAUCACAGUUUCAUGUUAAAUGUAUAUUUAUCUAAUAGUACAAAACAUAAACCUCAGUUUCCUUCUCUUUACAACUUCUAUGUACAAAUCGAAACUU
Messenger RNA from Brassica napus (rape), 3291 nucleotides. RefSeq names its product auxin-responsive protein IAA27-like. NCBI's taxonomy places the organism in Eukaryota, Viridiplantae, Streptophyta, Magnoliopsida, Brassicales, Brassicaceae. Gene Ontology annotation, cellular component: nucleus. The coding region runs from base 2425 to 2790 and encodes 121 amino acids. Gene Ontology annotation, biological process: regulation of DNA-templated transcription. The transcript has 4 exons. The record is from RefSeq and is a predicted model, not a curated record. Gene Ontology annotation, molecular function: protein binding.